Messenger RNA from Dermacentor albipictus, 828 nucleotides. RefSeq lists its product as uncharacterized. The record is from RefSeq and is a predicted model, not a curated record. Lineage: Eukaryota; Metazoa; Arthropoda; Arachnida; Ixodida; Ixodidae.
UAAACCUCAGCAGCGCGACUUUUUGAAAUGGUUUUAUUUGUCUCACUCUUUCUCUCAAAGACAUAUUUCCUUGCGACUCGCACAGAUAACGUAACACAGCUACGAGUAAUCUAUUUUACAUUUCCGAAAUGCCGUAACCACGACGCCGUAACGACGUGACGACGUAGCGUAGCAGACGACAGCUUCUGUACCUUGUGCGCCAUUGCCGCAGCCAUAAAAGCGAGGCACGAUCUGAUUUAGCAGAGUUAGUGUAUAGAUUACAGCAACAGUGAAAUUUAGUCGUUGAUUGAACGUUAAACCGUUCUGACAAAAUGAGUCAAAUAGGCAAGGAGCGCCGCGACGAGCACCCGCAAGAAGCCAGCCAGGAUGACACUUCCUACGAUGCUGAAAUGGCUUCGCUAGUUCAGGACCCGAACUUCCGUCAACAAGAAGGAUCUGCUCAGGUUGGCAGAGACAAGGAGCCCAGCAGUGACGUUGACAGGAUCUGCGAAGAAGUCAGAAAAAUUUUGAGCGAGAUUAAACAGCAGACUGACAUCGAGGAGCUGUACCUGUCCGGCAUACAGGAAACCGUUGGCGCACAGGUUGCAGAGGCGGUGGACGAGUUCGUAAAGUCUGCGAGAAGGUACUUCGACUACAAAAGAAAAACAGUCUUCGACAUCGUGUCGGAGAUCAACGGCGCCCUGCAGAGAAUUGCUGAACACGACAAGAUGCGAGACACCGUCAAAGACGCGAUGGAGGCCACUUGGAACGCACUGGCGUGAACGAGGCUUUGGUACAUUUGCGUUGUCGGAUAAAGCAAACGGCACGAUAAUAAAGGCUUUCUCUUAA